This is a messenger RNA of Haemonchus placei, 660 nucleotides long. NCBI's taxonomy places the organism in Eukaryota, Metazoa, Nematoda, Chromadorea, Rhabditida, Trichostrongylidae. The record is from the annotation of a GenBank genome assembly.
AUGGUGGAUCUCCGCCAGUUAGCGAAGCUGAUCCUGUCAACGCCUGCACAAAGCGGUAUGGGCGGCCAUACUUAUUGGCGAAUGAAUCUACACCGAUCUUUAAUUGAGCCAAUUUCGCUGCUCCAAUGGGAUUAGGGCAUUCCGUUCCAUCAUCGCCAGGGAACAGGGAAUCAAGCAGGUUUUCAUGUGCGGAUACACCACCAUGAGUGGGCAAUUUUCCAGUUACUUUGUACUUCAUGCACGUUACUCGCAACUCUGGCAGGUAGAACAAUUUCAAAGCAACCUUCACAUCAUCCUGACAUGCUAUAUCGAUCUUCAAAUAAAUUGGAUGUGGCUGAGUCACUACUUUUUUGUUCAAUUCAAGGCGAUCAGUCACAACACUAUGUCGUUCAUCAUUGUCACUGGCUUCUUCAUCGUCGCUUCUUUCCUUCUCCUCAACCUCCUCCUUUUGCCGUCUUCUCAAGCGCAGCGCUUCACUUGCAUCUCCACGAAUUACCACUUGUAAGCUUGUAUCUUCCAUGAUAUCUCUAUAGGCCUCUGCUUGUACAUAUAGAACCGACAAAUCGUGCGGAAGCAAAGAAAAAAGAGCUCGCUGUUCCGCAGAAGAAGCCGAAGCAUUUCCAACUCCUAGAGCCUCUUGAACAGGUUUGGCUGCCGUAA